Messenger RNA from Caenorhabditis elegans, 1677 nucleotides. RefSeq names its product Basic proline-rich protein-like (gene clx-1). Lineage: Eukaryota; Metazoa; Nematoda; Chromadorea; Rhabditida; Rhabditidae. The record is from RefSeq and is marked reviewed. The transcript has a single exon. The coding region runs from base 1 to 1677 and encodes 558 amino acids.
AUGUUCCGAAAAGCUCUUGGGGUGCUAGUCUUGGUACUCGUUGCUCAUGCCGUGGAUCCAUCGGAUCUUCCGGAUCCUUCAUCCCCUCCGCCUGCUCCGAGACCAUCUGGGCAGCCACCAGGACCGCAAGGACCAUCCGAUCUUCCAGGCCCUUCUGGAGCUCCACCUGGCCCUCCACAUCCUUCGGGACCACCACAUCGUCCACAUCCACAUCCGUCGAGAAGACCACGUCCGACUAGACUUCCCCGCCCAUCAAGAUCACCACAUUCUGAUGCUCCAGAACCAUCCGCUGCAACAGAUGGGUUUGAGUUAGUGUUUGGCAAGCACCAUUCCACAGGAGCACCACCAUCAGGCGGACCACCAGGACCAUUUGAUCCAUCAGGAGCACCACCAUCAGGCGGACCACCAGGACUAUUUGAUCCAUCAGGAGCACCACCAUCAGGCGGACCACCAGGACCAUUUGGUCCUUCAGGAGCACCACCAUCAGGCGGACCACCAGGACCAUUUAAUCCAUCAGAAGCACCACCAUCAGGCGGACCAACAGGACCAUUUGAUCCUUCAGGAGCACCACCAUCAGGCGGACCACCAGGACCAUUUAAUCCAUCAGGAGCACCACCAUCAGGCGGACCACCAGGACCAUUUGAUCCAUCAGGAGCACCACCAUCAGGCGGACCACCAGGACCAUUUAAUCCAUCAGGAGCACCACCAUCAGGCGGACCACCAGGACCAUUUGAUCCUUCAGGAGCACCACCAUCAGGCGGACCACCAGGACCAUUUGAUCCAUCAGGAGCACCACCAUCAGGCGGACCACCAGGACCAUUUGAUCCAUCAGGAGCACAACCAUCAGGCGGACCACCAGGACCAUUUAAUCCAUCAGGAGCACCACCAUCAGGCGGACCACCAGGACCAUUUGAUCCUUCAGGAGCACCACCAUCAGGCGGACCACCAGGACCAUUUAAUCCAUCAGGAGCACCACCAUCAGGCGGACCACCAGGACCAUUUGAUCCAUCAGGAGCACCACCAUCAGGCGGACCACCAGGACCAUUUGAUCCAUCAGGAGCACCACCAUCAGGCGGACCACCAGGACCAUUUGAUCCAUCAGGAGCACCACCAUCAGGCGGACCACCAGGACCAUUUAAUCCAUCAGGAGCACCACCAUCAGGCGGACCACCAGGACCAUUUAAUCCAUCAGGAGCACCACCAUCAGGCGGACCACCAGGACCAUUUAAUCCAUCAGGAGCACCACCAUCAGGCGGACCACCAGGACCAUUUAAUCCAUCAGGAGCACCACCAUCAGGCGGACCACCAGGACCAUUUAAUCCAUCAGGAGCACCACCAUCAGGCGGACCACCAGGACCAUUUGAUCCAUCAGGAGCACCACCAUCAGGCGGACCACCAGGACCAUUUAAUCCAUCAGGAGCACCACCAUCAGGCGGACCACCAGGACCAUUUGAUCCUUCAGGAGCACCACCAUCAGGAAUGCCGCCUGUUCCACUUCCCACAGAUCUUCCAAUUCCUUCCGAGUCUCCUUCCUUCUUCCAAUGGAUCUUCGGACGACCGAAACCGUCUGGACCAGCAGGACCAGCUCCAUCUGGAGAGCCACCUGGGCCAUUUGAUCCAUCUGGACCACCACCGUCCGAAUCCUCAGAAGGAUCUGGAAUUCCUCCGUCAUUUUAA